ACAAUUAGGAUUAAUAAUUAUACAACGAAAUCAACAUAUUAAAGUUAAUAAUUAUAUAGAAACUGUUGUUCGAAACUAUAUUGAAAAAGAUUUUAUAAUGCAUUUUCGUCUUUCACGAGAAGUUGCUUACGAUCUUAUCGCUCGGUUGACGAUAUCUCCAAUUUUUACGUCUUUACAAGAACAUGCAGGAUAUGCACCAAUUUCACCAGAAAAACACAUUUUAUGUUACUUGUGGUUUCUUGGUCACGAAAGCGCAGGAUAUAGAGAUGUAGCUGAUCGGUUUAAUAUUACAAUUAGUACAUUGUAUACACUUUUAACAAGGGUAACAAACUUUUUAAUGCAAUUUGCUCCACAUAUUAUAAGAUUUCCUACACUACAAGAAAAAGAAGAAACAAAGGCAUAUUUUCUUGGAAAAAAACAAUUUCCUAGAAUUAUUGGUGCUGUGGAUGGUGCGCACAUCAGAAUCGAUAAACCAACACAAGAUAAAGAUUCAUAUAUUAAUAGGAAACAAUACUUUUCAAUUCAUAUGCAAGGUGUAGUGAAUCACAAACUGAAAUUUUUAGACGUGUUUAUUGGAUAUCCCGGAUCUGUGCACGAUGCAAGGGUCUUUCGGGAAUCUCAUUUAUACGAAUGUCUUCAGGAUAUUUGUUUAAGUUCUUAUAUAGUUGGAGACAGUGCUUAUCCUUGUUUGGAAUAUUUAAUGGUUCCAUACAGAGACAACGGACAUUUAACACGAGCGCAGAGAAAUUUUAAUAGUCGAUUAAGUUCAUGCCGUGUAGUAGUUGAAAAUGCCUUCGGCAUUUUAAAACAAAGAUUCAGACAAUUAUAUCAUUUCAAACUUAGAAAUAUUGUGCGUAUGGUGCAAAUAAUACACGCUUGUUGUGUCUUACAUAAUUUAGCAAGCGCAGGCGAUGUAGAAUUCUUUGAACCUCCUCUUGAAGAUAAUUAUCCAGAUCCAGAAGCCGAGAUUAUUAGAAAUAAUAAUGAUGAGAUCAUACCUGGGAAUGAACAUGGCCGCAUUUUACGAGAUGAGUUGUGUCGUCAAUUAAUUGCUCAAGACAUAAGUAUUUACGGUUAAUUCGCAUGACAAA
Messenger RNA from Solenopsis invicta (red fire ant), 1091 nucleotides. Its product is annotated as putative nuclease HARBI1. The coding region runs from base 98 to 1078 and encodes 326 amino acids. The record is from RefSeq and is a predicted model, not a curated record. NCBI's taxonomy places the organism in Eukaryota, Metazoa, Arthropoda, Insecta, Hymenoptera, Formicidae. The transcript has 4 exons.